This is a messenger RNA of Owenia fusiformis, 2305 nucleotides long. Lineage: Eukaryota; Metazoa; Annelida; Polychaeta; Sabellida; Oweniidae. The record is from the annotation of a GenBank genome assembly.
AUGAUCCAUAGACCGCGAUUAGAAAAUCAAAAUCAAAAUAAAUUCAACCAGGAUUGUGAUUGUGAUGAAGUAAACCAGUUAUUCUUGAAGUAUGUGGACAAGUUGGUAUCAGGGAGGACAGUGGCAACAAUCUUAUUCCCACUCUGUAGCAAAGACAAGGGCAUGAAAUGGCUGGCAGAAAAGGGUCAUUGUGCUGUAGGCGUUGAGAUACAAGAGGAAGCCAUUAGAGAUUUCUUUAAAGAGUCAAAGCUGGACUUUACAGAGAGAAAGGCGCCAGAUGAUGAUAUAAUCAUAUUUGAGAGUGUAAAAAAGGACCUCAAAGGUGUUAUCAAAAUAUACUGCUGUGAUAUAUUUCAUUUUAAAAGAGAGUAUGAAGGUGUAUUUGAUGGUAUAUGGGACAGAGGUGGAUUUGUAGCAGUGCAAAGAGCAGAUGUAAAUAUGUAUGUUGAUAUGUUAAAACAACUUAUGUCCCCAUCGUGCAAUAUUCUACUUAAUAUUUUGAAGUAUGAGAGAACCAAAUAUAAAGGCCCUCCCCAUCACCACACAGAGGAAGAAGUUGUGAGUUUAUUUGGUGAGGAAUACACAGUCACAUGUGUCCAUAGCCACACUUCCCCAGCCCCUCAAUUUAACUUGGAAGAAGUAGACAGACGCUGCUUAUUAGUGUCCCACAAAGAGCAUUCUAUUGCGAGUAAUCGCAACUUGUCAGAGUACUGGAGAACAUGUUGGGAGAAAGGCACUCUACAUUGGCAUAAGAACGACGUUCAUAAGUACCUUAAAAAGUACUUAAAGACGUUAACACGAGGCAAGCCAACCCUCAGGAUUCUUGUUCCUCUUUGUGGAAAAGCUGUUGACAUGAAAUGGUUGAGUGACCAGGGUUACACAGUGGUUGGUGUUGAGACUGAGGAGAUUGCUGCAAAAACCUACUUUGAGGAACAGGAGAUCCCCUAUACAGUAAGCAAAGACAAGACUCUAGGCUGUCCCCUCUACUCAAGUGAAGACAACCUCACUAGGAUAUAUUGCUGUGAUUUCUUAAAAUUUGACAGAGAUGUUGAAGGCCAAUUCGAUGCUGUUUGGGACAGAGGGGCUUUUGUUGCUAUUGAACCAUCUGACAGGCCCAGAUACUGCCAAGUUCUCCUGAGUUUGAUGAGGUCAGAUGUUGUAUGUCUUCUGGUAUCUUAUGAAUAUGAUUAUACCAAGUACAAUGGCCCACCUCACCAUGUAGCUGAUGGUCAACUUCAAGAACUCUUUGGUGCUGAUUGUGAUGUUCUAAGACUUGAGCUAAAUGAUAGUUUUGGUGAGCAACAUCGUGCCUGGCGUCUUUCUGCUUUCCAUCAGAAGGUACACUCUCUCCAGAAAAGGAAGAUACAGAACAUGUCUACAGCACGUGCUGCCCUGGAAUGGAACAAAGCAUGGACCUCAUGGGAUCCUGACAGAGUUCCUUUCCACAAAGUUGACGUCCAUGAGGCAUUGGAGACCUACAUAGAGCCAUUGACUGAUGGUAGAACAGAAUUAAAAAUAUUUGUGCCUUUGUGUGGGAAAUCUGUUGAUUUAAAAUGGUUGUGUGAUAGAGGUCACCACGUGGUAGGUGUUGAGAUAGCAGAGCUGGCAAUACAACAGUUCUCAGAGGAGCAGGGAAUUGAAUUUAAGUCACAACCUAUUGGCCCAAUAGAGGGCACUGUGUACAAGAGUAUUGAUGGAAAGUUGGAGAUCCUCAGUUGUGACCUAUUUAGCAUAUCUAGGCAAGUGAUUGGUGGAUUUGAUGCUGUGUGGGAUAGAGGUUCACUAGUUGCCAUCAAUAGAGACCAGAGAAAGGAAUAUUCGCAGCUGAUGCACUCCUUGGUUAAGGACGAUGGCAAAUAUCUCAUCACAGCCUCCCAGUAUGACAUGGACCAGUACUCAGGGCCUCCUCACUGUGUUACACCAGCUGAUAUGGAGACGUUAUAUGGAGAGAAGUUUGAAAUUGAAAUACUAAAGGAGUUUAAUAUGCCUUCUUUUGGCAUGGAAGAGUAUACAAUGCGAUAUUACCUGCUGAGUAGAAGUUGCGUAGAUGUUGGACCAUCACCUGCUAAAAAAACCAAGUACUUCAAAACUUGACAAUCCCAAGUGAACUAUUGAAAACAAGGGGGUGUGAUCUUGCAUGCCUUAUCGUGACAAUUGUCUACAUAAUCACUCUACAGAACUACAUAUAUACUUGUAUAUAUAGAACCUGUUAUUUUAUCAUACAUGUAACUAAAUGCACAAUUUAUUGCACAAAUACGUGUAUAUAUGGAACCUGUUAUUUUAUCAUACAUGUUACUAAAUGCAC